UUGCUUUAUCACCACCAGCAACAUGCAACUCUCCCUUCAGAGUAUCCUGCUUUUGGCUACUACAGCCCUUGGCCAGACUGUUUGUCCAGCUUCCUCCAUCUUUCGAGUAAACUCGGUCCUUACGAACACCACCAACCUCAACAACACUGCAACCUCUUUUGGCUACGUUAGUUCAUCAUGGUGGUAUUCCGCUCGCUACCAUGCCGUCCUCGACCCUGAGGACUCGUGGACUAUAACCAAAGCCUACGUCACCGACAUCUACAAUCACACUAUUUCGCGCCUUGAGUUCCCUGAGCGAGACUAUGUGCACUCGAUGGGGCUCAGAUUGAGUCCUCUGAGUGCGGUGACACCUGCAGCCUUUGUAGAGAUCAAUGGGGAGGGGAGCNCAGACCCUGAUAUCCAAGGUGGAAGCGAGGGCGUGUACUACGAUGACGCUGGAAAGAUCAGAUACGCGGGGCCUGAUGGCAAGAAAUUGGGAUAUAGAUUGCAUAAUGCGACUGUGCCGAAAGGUUGCUAUGAUAUUGAUCUUGUCAUCGAGUAUAUGGAUGGUUGGAACACGCCUACGGGGUUGCCGCCGAAGUGCUGGGAUCAUGUG
This is a messenger RNA of Aureobasidium vineae, 595 nucleotides long. The record is from the annotation of a GenBank genome assembly. NCBI's taxonomy places the organism in Eukaryota, Fungi, Ascomycota, Dothideomycetes, Dothideales, Saccotheciaceae.